Messenger RNA from Pieris rapae (cabbage white), 3796 nucleotides. Its product is annotated as cleft lip and palate transmembrane protein 1-like protein. Bases 97 to 1707 code for a protein of 536 amino acids. The transcript has 9 exons. Gene Ontology annotation, cellular component: endomembrane system; membrane. Lineage: Eukaryota; Metazoa; Arthropoda; Insecta; Lepidoptera; Pieridae. The record is from RefSeq and is a predicted model, not a curated record.
AAUAUUCUACAGCAAAUUUUAAAUUUAUGUUGGGUUCUUAAUUUUUUUAUAUUCUUAUAAACCAUAAGGUUUUAUAAUAUUAUUACUGUACUUACAAUGAAAUACAUUUCGUUUAGCUUAAUCGUAUCUUUAUUUUUUGCUGGUUAUGUUAUCAAUACAAUAUGGAAUUUAGCUGAAAUAUUUAUACCGCCUGAAUGUAGUCGUGGCGAAAAAUGUUUUACAUCUUAUUUGGCUUCAAAUCCUGUGCAGUGUCUAGUGUUAUUUACUUCAGUUACCGAAAAUCCUUACAGGGAUGGGAUAUCGGGUGCGUCAGUAAAUAAAGUUCACACGUCUUUAAAAUUCGAUUACCGUAAAUCUUCAAAAAUGGUUGUGAAUUUAAAAAUACCGCGCCGUACUCGAAAUAAUGGAUCUUUUUAUAUGCAUGCUGUACUAUUGGAUGAAAAACGCCUGUAUGAUGAUUUUAUUGAUAUAUUCAAGACGGAAGCUGUUCAUACCUUGCCUCUUGUCACAUUUAUGGAACCUCAGGCUGAAAUGUUCAAUCUUCUACAAGCUAAAACAGAAAAGAAAGCUCCACAGAAAAGAAUGAAACCAUAUGCCCACAUAUCUACAGAGGCACCGCUGUCAAUAUUGACAGAUAAUUUAAACUUGCCUCCAAAAAAAAUUCCUGGUGAAUUAUAUGCCUAUUUGAGGAUUAAACAAGGAAAAUUUUUGCCAAUAAUCCAGCAUAAUGUUUUAAAAUCACGAAUAUCCCAUUUACAAUUACUAAAUAGCAGUAGUUCAGAAGUGAAUGUGACUGUUGAUGUGGCACCAACAUCAUAUGGUGUGUUAAGAUUGGCAUUGCAUGUAAAAUUGGCACUAGAGCAACUCCAGAUGCUGGGCUUCAGUGAGAAGGAUGUGGACGAUGUUAAAGGAAUAUUUGCUGACACAAAUUUGUACCUUCUAUCUGCAACUGUUCUAAUUGCAAGUUGUCAUCUGCUAUUUGACUUCUUGGCGUUCAAGAAUGACGUGUCGUUUUGGCGUAGUAAGCGGUCUUUAGCCGGACUGUCGGCUCGCACUGUGCUGUGGCGGGCAUUCUCGCAACUCGUCAUCUUCUUUUAUCUGAUUGAUGAACAGACAUCUUUACUGGUUCUUGUUCCGGCCGGUGUUAGUGCCGUUAUCGAGUUGUGGAAAGCCAGCAAAGUUCUGCACGUGCGCGUGUCUGUAUCGGGCGGGCGCGUGCGCGUGUGGCGCGAAACGGGCGACGCUGGCGAACAGCAAACGGCAAGAGCAGAUGCAGAGGCCAUGCGCUACCUUGCCCUCGUGCUGUACCCACUCUGUGCCGCUGGGGCCCUUUACUCGCUGUUGUACGAGCCACAUAGGAGUUGGUACUCAUGGGCGCUGCAUAGCGUUGUUAAUGGCGUGUACGCAUUCGGGUUCAUACUGAUGCUACCGCAGCUGUUCGUGAAUUAUCGGCUGCGGUCGGUCGCAGCACUCCCUUGGCGUGCCUUCAUGUAUAAAGCUUUCAACACCUUCAUUGACGACAUUUUCGCCUUCAUCAUCACGAUGCCGACGGCGCACCGCGUUGCCUGCUUCCGCGAUGACAUCGUGUUCCUCAUAUAUCUAUACCAAAGAUGGUUGUACCCUGUUGACAAAUCGCGUACUGAUAGCGCCCUUAGUAUGGACGAGAACCCUGAUGAGUUGGAACCUGCAAAGGAGAAGGCUGACUAAGGUUUUUGAAAGAAGGCACGUUUCCUGAUCAACUUCCUGGGUAGAUCACAAAAACUGACAGACGAGAGAUUGGAGCUAUUUGCACAAUAGUCGUAUAAAACUUUAACUAAAUAUGUGCUGUUAUUAGAAAACGGAGGCAUCACGCACGACUAAAGGCAAAAUCUGGAAUUGCUGUUAUUAAGGCUUUUCACGAAUUUAUUUUAAUAUAUUUGAAUGUGACUGUAUUUAUUGUCUGAAUGCGUGUGUUGUUCAUCAUUUAUAUUGCUCUAAAAUGUUUUUAUUUUUUCCUAUAAACCUAUUUAUAAUUACAUAAAAAAUACAGUCCUAAAAUUUUAGUGACGAAAUUUAGUGAAGUGUUGUGUUGUGACUCCAAAGUACUGUACAUUUUCCAAAUAAGUUAUGACUUAAAGGUCUAUGGGUCAUAAAAUUAAAAAAAAACGUGUGGCACUCGGGGACGAGUAUAAGCAAGCAAGUAAACGUAUGCAAUUAUAAUUGUUUAUUUAUGCAGUAUUUUUUGAGAGAUGUGACACGCAGUAUGCAUUCUGUCCUGCUCUAAUGCAUAUUGCGCGCACCUUUAUUACGUCAUAGUAUGUUAGGUUAUUUUCGUUACGGAAUUUCUUGACUCGGUCGCCGCGCUCAAUGCCUGCUAUAAAAAAUCUUAAUAUUUUUCAGCGCUGUCAAUAAGCUUUGCCUCUAUUUUAGGUUUAACUAAAAAGUUUUUGGUCUUAAUAAAAAUAUUUGGCGACACGUGUGCCCUGGAUACAGAAAUGGUCUAUGACCAAGCAACAAUAUUGGGUCAACAGGCCCGUCAUUUGUCUUCCUACAGAACAUUUUUUAAAUGCAUCGUAAAAUACACUUUAAUAACAAAGCUGUAAAGACGCUAUUACUAUAUAUAUAUAUAUAUUCGCUUAUUGUUUUCUAAUAGACGUAUGGUCUCAAUUAUAGCGGUUCACGCUGCUUCGAUGUUUUAAACGUAGUUUGAUAGAUAUUUUUAAAUCUAGACAUCGAAAAUUUACUAAUUAUUUAGCAUUUAUUUUGAUGAAUAUAACAAAUGCUGAGAUAAUAUUGCCGUUGAAGUAAGUGCACAAAACUAUUGUCUAUGAUUUAAAAUUAAAAUGUUUGUAUCAUGUUGGAGUAACUGGCGUUUCGUAAAGUUACCUUUGCAGGGUUUAUUUUCGCCUUUUUCAUAUUCAAUGCACGUACGUUUCCUUUGAAUUUAAACAAAAAAUCUGAACUUUGAAGGAUUUUUAAGAAAAUACUUGAUAUUAACUUGUUUAUAACACAUAAUAAACUUAAGACACCUUUUUUAAUCCAUUUUUGUGUCGAUUCGUGUUUAUGGGGUGAAGAAUCAGAAGUUAGGUCAACAGUUUAAUAAAACUUCUUGCUUAGCAGACGCUAUAGGCGUAGCUUGUUUUAAUAUUUGUUCAGCUCUCUCAUUCUCAGUGCAUUUCGAUAUAGGUUUUUCAAUAAAGCUGGGGAUCGCGUUUCGAAAAUUUUCGGAAGUUUUAGGGUAAUAGAUUUAAUAUUUGCUUUAUAAUACAAAUUAUUUUCACUAAGGUCGAAGUAUGUAUCUACUAGAGACUAGGUCUACUAGCAAGUCGGAUUGUUAUGAAUAAAGGAUAUGUAUUUCUUCUGCAUAUGUCAAUUUAAAAAAUCUUUGCGUCCGAUCUGGUUCGUCGUGAAUAUCAUUCGAACCAAAUGCAUGAUUUAGUUUUUAUAUAAAGAGAGGCUUGCGUUUUAAGGCUCCAAGUAAUAUAAGAGGCUGAUUAUAUUUUAUCUACAUAUAUGGCUUGUGCGAAACGAGAAUCUGCAGGUUUGGUCUGGUCUGGUAUGCAGAUCUCGUUGCCGUAGUAAACUCCUAAAAUGACGUGUUUUUUUUUUAUAAUUGUGAAAAAAUUCUUUAUAAGGUAUUUUUAGCACAGCAACAUUCCUGUUUAUGUAUUUUUAAGUAGAUAAUUAUAUUAUAAAUUUACUUCGAAAAAUGUAAGGCUCUUGUAUUUUUAUUAUUAUUUUCUAGCCUGUAAAUUGUUUAUGGAGGCUGAAUAUUCAAAUGAAUUAUAAAUGUUUGAAAUAAAUGCGAUACAACAGC